CAGAUCAGAACCAGCUGAUCAGAACCAGCUGCUGCAGAGAUUUAAUCGGGUUAACAGAUGAUGAGCAGAUCCACUGGUCAGAACCGGUCUGGGUUCUGUUCCCACUGCAGUCAGAACUAAUUGUUGUCCUGAUUCUGGUUCUGAUCUGACGCAGAUUUGGUCAGAACCAGUUGUACUGCUGGUUCUGCCUCUGGUUCUGGUUCAGCCCGUCUCUGUUCCAGAACCAUCUGCAGCAGCAGGAACGAGGAGCGGGUCGUGUUCUCGGAUCAGAUGAUGCAGAACCAGGAGGUUCUGGUCCAGCAGCGCUGCGAGGUCAUCUACAAGAUCUGCUCUCUGGUCCCGCCCACCAGCUCCUCAGCUCUGGUUUCUAAUUGGUUCAACGAGUUGAUGGCUGUCAACCAGCAGAUUGCUGGUGUCCAUGCUGACAUGCGAGCGCAGCUGCAGAAGUUUUAUGAAGACACCUGGCAGGGUCACCGGGUCGAGGCUCAGCGCUGCCAGGAGGCGCUGGCGGCGCUGCAGCUGUCUGACCAGCAGCUGGAGGACAUCAUGUCCUCUCAGCUCCUCCCUCUGAUUGGACAACGCCAGAGAGACGACGAAGAGCGAUUGGCUGGUUUAGACGAGUGCAGUGACUUAGUGGACCAACAUGUCAUGGGGGUCAGCAGGUCGGUGUCCGACGUGAUGCGCGCCGUAGCGUUGCUAUGGGAGACGCACAGCCGCCGGGUGAAGAGGAGAGAAGAAGAGCUGGAGGCAAAGCUGCAGCUGUUGAAGACGGCGCAGCAGCAGCUGCUGGAGAGGAUGAUGGUGCCUGUGGAGAGCGUGUUGGUGGCGCUGCGUCAGGAGAGCAGGCAGGAAUAUCUGGAACUGUGUCUGGAGCAGGUUCUGGAGCAGCUGAAGGACAUCCAGGACAGCAUCCGGCCGUGUCUGACCCAGCAGUGGGACGUCCUGGACGAGCUCCCUGCCGUCCUCAUGGAGGAGCUGUACGCCUACAGCAACGCCGUCAGCUCCUUCUUUAAGCUCAGCCAUCGAAACAGACCGAGUCUAGCGGACUUGCAGGUCUCGGUGUCGUUCAUCACAUCCGAAUUGGACCAGGAAUCUUCCUCCCAAUCGGAGAUGUUCUACCCGAGAAGCGACUCCAUCAGCAGAGAAGCCGGUUACUCCUUCAGCGCCCUGAAGCUGCUGACCGAGGCGGCGUCCUCGCUGGACCAGCUCUACAACAGCAACACCACCUUUACAUCGUCAGGGGGCGUGGCCUACUUCGGCCCCGCCUUCAGAUGCCCCGCCCCCGACCUGCCUGACUUCAUCCAGGAAACAUACCUGAGCCAGUUUCCUGUGGAGCUCCUCAGCCACACCCUGACCAGGACCCGGAUUCUGGUUCUGGACCACAUCGAGCAGAGCUUCAGAGACCUUCUCAGCUCAGCUGUUGCCAUGGUGACCGAAAAGAAGGAAGUGGUCCGAUUGGAGCAGGAACUCUCGGUGACGCCAGAAUACAUCCGGACAAAAAUAUACGAGCCACGGCUCCUUGAGCUGCAGCUCCACCAGCAGAAUGUAGACACUUUCUGUCAGGAAAUCUCGGACAUCCUGACCUCCUGCAGGACAGAGCUCCUAGAUAUCCUGCACUCCAUCCACAAGAAGAACCUGGAGAUGUUUGACCUUUUGACCUUCCGUAAGAUGGCGCUCCACGACCUGCAGGUCUCCAUACAGAAGGACAACCAGAUCGUCCUCCAGGCGGCGUUCAGGAAGCGUCUGGAGGACUUUGGCGCCGCCCUGCAGGAGCAACUGGACCGGCACUCCGAGGACUCCCUGCAGUGCCAGACCAACUUCAAACAGGUGAUCCGCGGCCGCCUGGAGGAGGUCAUGAAGAGAGCGGUGGAGCUGCAGACGUCCUUCAGGACGUUCAAAGACGGAGGAGACUUCUCUCCUCAGGAGGCGAAGAUGUUUCAGAAGAAGAUGAAGGAGGAAAUCAAGCGGAUCGGUUCCACCGAGGACUCCAUCUUCUCUGAGCUGGAGGUGUAUGAGUCCAAGAGUCUGCUGCAGCUCCGCAAGGUGCUGGCUCCCCUGGACGACAAGUUCUCCUCCCUGAAGGCGGAGGUGAAGUUCACUGAGGAGAUCCAGAAGAUCGUCAGCAGGACACAGAUCCAGAUCAAGGCCGAGGCGGCCAGCAGCAACCUGCAGCAGACCGGGAUCAGCCGCCGGCUGGAGGAGCUGAAGGAGAUGACGACCAACAUCCAGGUGUCGCCGCAUCAGGUCUGCCGGUCGUUCUCGUCGGUGAAGGAGGAGAUAAAGUGGCGCUGCAGCUACCUGGGUUUCAGCCAGGACUCGGUGCUGCAGGACAGUUUUGCUCUGUCCAGAACCAAGGUCCAGGGCCAGCGUCGCAGCCGUUCCGCCUCGGAGCUGCAUGAGGAAACGACCGUCAGGUUCUCCUUCCAGCUGGACCACAAACCCAAAACCGCAGGAGAUCAUAGCUCCAUCAUCCAGAGGAGCAUCUCCACCCGCAAACAGAGUCUGAGGAGGACCUCCAGGUCCGUCAGGUCAGACGUCUUCACCGAAAUGAAGAACAAGAGGAAGUAUCAGAUUUUUGGAAUCAAACCGGAACCGGAGCUGAGCUCACAGUCCUUCGCCGUGGCGCUGAACACCAUCUUGUGGUGGGCCAACGACACCCUGCUGGAGGCUGCCAGGGUUUUCUACAGCACCAACCGCGUCGCCACCUUCAGCCUGGUGCCCGAGUCGGUGGACAUCUGGGCCGACGGCGUACAGAAAAGGCUGCUGGGAUACCAGGAGCAGGGCAAGAAGUUCAUGACCAUGAGCAAAGACGAGGUGGUGAAGCAGCUGUCCAAGUUCAGGGAGCUGGUGGACUCCCUGCCUGAGGUCCUGAUCAGCCACCAUGUGGGCCAGCAGGAGGCGUGGCUUUCAGAGGAGCUGGGCGUGGUCAGGAAGAGGCUGGAGGAGCAGCUGGCGGCCGGCAAGGACCAGAAGAUGUCCAACCUGGGCCAGCUGCGGGUGUCCCUCAAUGAGGACGAGCUGCAGACGCUGGAGAGCAGGGAGGAGCGCCGGCAGCAGCAGCUGCACAGCGCCAUCCUCAGGUCGCACCUGCAGCUGCAGGAGUGUAUGAGAGGGAGAGCCGAGCAGUUUGUGACGUCGCUGGCAUCUCUGACGGAGAAGCUGCUGCACCUGCUGGACGAGGUGCUGCCGGUCGCAGAAACGAAUCCAUUCAAGGCGCCUGGAGCUGAAACCUCGGAGACAGAAGAAGAAACAGGAAGUGAGCCGAUCAAAAGCUGGACAUGGCCAGGUAUCACUCACCUGUUCUCAAUGACCAGUGGGUCAGCAAAAUCUCCCAUCACCAUGACAACAGCACCCAUCAAUACAGCGAGGAACAGCCAGAAACAUGAGGCGGUCAUUGAGGGCAGAGACGCUGCGUUAAAGCGGUUUGACCAGCUGAUCCACUCGGAGGUGUCGCAUUCUGAAGCCGACAGACGGAACCAGCUGAGCGAGCAGCAGAACUGGAUCUCCUACUGGGUCCAGCAGGUCUCGGCUCUGAGACAGACCCAGAAGAAUCAGCGCUGAGCCGCAGCAGCUGAUUGGCUGCUGAGCUCCUGUAGUUACCGUUUCCAUCCAGCAGGUGGACCACCAUCCUCUGAACCCUCACACCGGCUGCUGGUUUGGUUGCCAUGGCGUCCAGCUGACGUAAUAAAACAUUUGAUGUUGCAGAUCUGACCAGUGGUUGGUUCUGGUUCUGGUGGUUCACACCUUCACAUACGAGCCCUUACAGUGUAGCUAACCUGCCUGUCAGAGCUAAGCCCCGCCCCCUGAUACAUUUAGACCAAUUCCACCAAAGUGGGCGGAGUCCAGAUACAGAGGGGCGUGGCCACAUGUGAGGAUGAGUGGACUUGGACUUUCUCUGCAUUAUUGGAGACGUUUAUGAGGAAACCGGCGCCUCGUUCACAUUGAACACUGAUGAAUCACAUGAGUAACGCUGACGAGCUGCCAGACUGCAGGUGUGAAUUCGCUGCUUUAAUCUGAUACAUUUAUGUUAAAUAAAGGUUGUUGUUCU
Messenger RNA from Poecilia reticulata (guppy), 4048 nucleotides. The record is from RefSeq and is a predicted model, not a curated record. Lineage: Eukaryota; Metazoa; Chordata; Actinopteri; Cyprinodontiformes; Poeciliidae.